Lytechinus pictus (painted urchin) is the source of this 2301-nucleotide messenger RNA. Its product is annotated as sialin-like. Lineage: Eukaryota; Metazoa; Echinodermata; Echinoidea; Temnopleuroida; Toxopneustidae. Gene Ontology annotation, biological process: transmembrane transport; monoatomic anion transport. Bases 428 to 2035 code for a protein of 535 amino acids. Gene Ontology annotation, molecular function: transmembrane transporter activity. The transcript has 10 exons. The record is from RefSeq and is a predicted model, not a curated record. Gene Ontology annotation, cellular component: membrane.
AGUGCCAUGACUGUACACAUUUGCCCAAUAGACGAACUUCCAACUUUGGUCUCUCUUCGUUUAAAUAUCUACUGCUUCAUACAGCCACAUCUAUGAAACAACUCCAAACCGACCGAUAUGAUAUGUCAUUGGAAAUAAUGUAAUUGCUUUGAUCAUUCUGGAUUCGACUUUACCGGUGUGACUGUGUGGCACAAUAUAAUAGAUUUAUCAAACAAGUUGAUACUUUCCGCAAAAUGGAAGCGUCUCGACAAUACCUCAGGAUCCGGCCAGCAGACUAGUCUAAACAUGCUAAAUGUCUUAUAAGGGCACAUAUUUUCACAUACUGUAACUAUACAGUAACGUAUCAGAUAGCUCAGCCCUGGUGCAAAUCAGCAUCUUCCCCUCUAUGGGAAGAAAUAGGAGAAAAUAAACAUCGAUUAUUGUAAAGAUGGUAUCUCAAGCUCCGAGUGAAACUAAUGUCGACAUUCGAUCGGACCACGGACGCGCCAACCAAACCUUCUCCAAGGGACAGUACUUUGACAAUGGUCGCGAUGGUCCCGAACAGAGCCUCGAUAUCGGAGAGAGGAGACCGCUAUUGGACGAUACGAAAGAACAAGUUCAAGGACAACUUGAAGGCAGAUGCUACUUUCCAAAGCGUUAUGAAGUUCUCUUCCUUGCUUUCUUGGGCGCUGGCAUGACGUAUGCAAUGCGCGUCAAUGUCAGUGUUACCAUUGCAGUGAUGACGAACGCCACCUUUACAACGCAAGCAGAGGGGCAGAAUCAAACAGUAGAAACAUGCUGGUCCCCAAACAGUACAAAUGGAGAUCAAUAUAGCCAGGAUGAGGGGCAGUUCUUAUGGUCUAGCCAUGAACAGGAACUCAUCCUAGCUGGAUUUAACUACGGGUACACGGUCGCCCAGAUACCUGCAGGCUGGCUGACGGAUAAGAUCGGAGGCACUCGGGUUUUGGGAAUAUCUAUGCUCAUUUCGGCCGUCGUUAGUCUGCUCAGCCCAAUGGCAGCCGAACUCGGCUCCUCGUACUUUCUUGCUCUCAGGGUCAUGUGCGGUAUCGGUGAGGCUGGUACUAACCCAGCGCUAGGCUCCAUGGUUGCACGUUGGUUUCCUCCACAAGACUUCUCGGCAGCCUUUGCAAUUGCAAUAUCGAGUUCUAAGUUUGGGCCUUUUAUAGGAACUGUUUUAUCUGGUCUUGUGUCCAGUUCAGAUGUGCUAGGUGGAUGGCCGUUGGCGUAUUAUUUCUUUGGUGGAUUUACGCUUUUGCUAGUUUUGGUAUGGAUUGUCCGUAUUUACGAGACGCCAGGUCGUCAUCCCAGGAUAUCAGCUAAAGAAAAGCAAUAUCUUUCAUCAACCGUUAUCUCUAAGGAGACAGAAAAGAUCUCUAUUCCAGUCAUUGCCAUGUUAACGUCUAUUCCUGUUUGGGCCAUGAUCUUUACGUCUUUCGGCGCGUCUUGGACCAAUCAGGUGCUAUUCACGAAUCAACCUAUCUACCUCAAGCAUGUCCAAGGAAUGGAUAUUGAACUGAUUGGUGUCACAGCUGCCAUUCCUCACCUCAUGGAGUUCUUCUGUUUGGUACUGAGUGGCAUGAUCAGCAACAGACUCUUAGAUAAAGAGAUCUUGAGUGUGGUAGCUACAAGGAAAUUGGUGACUUUCAUUGGGUUGACUUUGUCUUCGAUGUUUUACCUCCUACUUGCAUUCGUUGGUUGCAACACCGCCCUCUCCGUUCUGUUCAUGAUAGGCGCAGUUGGCUGCAAUGGGAUUUGCAUGUCCGGUUUCUACGUAAACCUGAUGGACAUAGCCCCCAGACUCGCAGGAAGUCUGAUUGGGCUGGUCAACUCUGCGUCAGCCCUUGCUGGAGGCCUCAGCCCGUAUGUCAUCGGUGUUCUUACUCCAAAUCAGUCUGACAUUAAAGGUUGGCAAACAGUUUUCUUCAUCUGCGUUGGAAUCAAUUUACUGGCGUGUUUAAUUUUCAUGGUCUUUGGAUCCGGAGACGAGCAGAGUUGGGCCAGGGAAGCCGGAAGGAACAAGCAAGAAAACAAAUGACCUUUUCUCGCUAUUUGGGAUUUCUCAACAAAAAUAUCGCGAGUUUGGUGAAAAUGCAAUUAGAUUGAAACGACUAGAAAUAUAUAUAUUUCAAAUAUUUUUUUAUUCAUAUAUCUUAGUCAACAUGUUGGGAUAAAGGUAAAAAUGCUAUUUUAUGGAGGCAUGGAGGCGAGGCAUUAAAACAACGUGAAUUUGUCCUUGGUCUGUAUGCGUGUCUUCUAUCAUUAAAUUUACUGCUUUUAAUAAACAAAAGUCGCGAAAAUUUC